Zea mays is the source of this 2192-nucleotide messenger RNA. Its product is annotated as Protein OSB2 chloroplastic. The transcript has 8 exons. The record is from RefSeq and is marked validated. Bases 525 to 1820 code for a protein of 431 amino acids. Gene Ontology annotation, cellular component: mitochondrial nucleoid. Gene Ontology annotation, molecular function: single-stranded DNA binding. Gene Ontology annotation, biological process: positive regulation of helicase activity; mitochondrial DNA replication. NCBI's taxonomy places the organism in Eukaryota, Viridiplantae, Streptophyta, Magnoliopsida, Poales, Poaceae.
GAUGAAUGACCUCCCCGUGCUACCCAUCGUCGAGUGGGACGGAAACCCAUCGACCAGCAAGACGAUGGCCUGGAAGAUGGAGAGCUGUUGCGCCCACUCGUCGUAGCCAUGGGCACACCGACCACCAGGGAGUUGGUGAGCAUGGACAGCGAGAAGCCGACGACAUAUUCGACCCAGCUGCUGGCAGCCGUAGGCGAUCACACCGACGAUGAUGGCCAUGUUUGGUGAAAUAAGCUUGCAUGACGGAGAUGUGUGGAGAAGAAAGGAGACAGGGGCACGAUAGGAAGAACACAUCCACAAACGACGAUUAGAAAAAGUGAUGUCAAAUCUUCAAACCGUGUGUGAUUGUAAUGCCAAUAUGGCAAUUGAAACUCGACGAAGGUGAUGCCAAAUAUGAAAAAAAAAAUCUCCUCGAAAAAUGACUCCCUAGCAUUUUGGGCUGGCUGGCUCCCCCUCCCUCCCUGGGAUUUCUCCUUGCGUGCCUCCCUCGCUAGGGUUUAGGGUUCUACAGCCAGAUAGCCACCAUGCAUCACCACUUCCUCUCGCGCCUCCUCACCCACCGUCUCCUCCUCCCCGCCGCCACCUCUCCCUACGCCGCGACGCUCUCCACGCCCCCCAGGCGCGCUUACGCCCGCCGCGCCAAGCCGCCACCAGCGGGGGACUCCGGAGACCACGCUGCCGCCUCCUCCCCUGUAGCACCGCCGCCGCCGCCGGACUCGGAGGCGAAGGCUGCGUUUCAGAGAGAGAAGCUGUCGGGCGAGCUGCCGCGGCCGCCCACUGUCCCGUUCCAGCCGCGUGUCGCUAACGCCGUGCACCUCGUCGGCACCAUCUGCGCGCCCGUGCACAUGCAGAGGCUGCCCGACGGCAGAUUCUCCGCGGUCUCCGUGCUCGUGCACGACCGUGGCAUCAACUCACCCAAGUUCUGGGUUCCCAUAGUUUUCAAAGAUAACUGGGCACAAAUAGCUGCUUCCCACUUGAAAGAAAAUGAUCUUGUUUAUGUGUCUGGGAAAUUAACAUGUGAUGGUCCACCAUUCAAGCUUGCUGAUGGCGAAGCAAACAUUCAGGUGUUAGCAAAUUCGCUAAAAUUUGUCGAUAGUAAAGCUGUUGAAAUGGAUGCCAUACUGGAUGAAGAUGAAGGAUUUUUGGAGAUUGUUGAGGCUGAAAAGAAAGUUGAAGCAAAAAAAACGACCUCUACAUUUCCGCCUGGCACAGUUUCAGGUUAUAAAAACAAGGCGGAUAAGUUAAAUAAACUCUGGAAUGAUGUUAUAUCUCGACCUCAAGAUUGGAUUGAUAACCGGCCUCUGAAAAAAACUGGUUCAAGGAGCCCAAAGUAUCCUGAUUUUAAGAACAAGGUUUCAGAUGAGGUACUCUGGCUUGACAGUGCACCAACAUCAGUUCUUGAGAAGCUGGAUGAUUUGGUGUUCGGUAGUGGUUACACCACUGAAAGAAAAGAUAAACCUUUCGGAACGAGUACAAACUGGAGGAAUAUGAAGAGCCCAGAUGCAUCUGCUGUGUCAAAGCAAAGACUUGAAGGUGGUACAAAGACUGUAUGGAGGAAUAUGAAGAGCCCAGAUGCAUCUGCUGUGUCAAAGCAAAGACUUGAAGAGGACUUGUGGCGAGAUCUUGUGAACAAUCCAGCAAACUGGUGGGACAACCGAUCAGACAAGCCGACACUAAAGCAUCCUGAUUUCAAGAACAAGGAUUCAGGGCAAGCUCUAUGGAUAGGAACCAAAUCACCUCGAUGGGCGGUAGAUGCACUGCCGUCCUUGAACUUUAAGGGAGGUAGCAAGGGUACAAGGAAAGAAACCUUGCUGUCAUGAUCGAUAUGAUAUGAGCUUGGCGGCCAUGGUAAACCUGCCCGAGCUCUCUGCCCCUCUUGCUAAAUUGAUAUUGGGUCUGUCUCUCGUGCGGCUGGCUCCUGAUUCAGACAACAAAAUUCAGGUUGGGGCAUUUUUGACUGGUAAGGAACUAAGGAUGCAGGAUGUAAAUAGUUUCCAAAUUGAUGCUUAUCACAUCCUGUAGGCUUUUAAUGAUUCCCCACAUUUUCUCUGUUGUACUACUGAUGGAUGGGUUGCUCGCUGUUUUUUUGGGGCCUGGUAGGACCUUUAUGGAAGAUGCAUUGGUAGACUAUGAUUGGCCCCCACAGGCCCAUGAAAAGCCCAUAUGAAUGGAAAAUGGUCCUUUAUUAUUUU